This is a messenger RNA of Antechinus flavipes (yellow-footed antechinus), 7601 nucleotides long. RefSeq names its product zinc finger protein 345-like. Gene Ontology annotation, biological process: regulation of transcription by RNA polymerase II. Gene Ontology annotation, molecular function: RNA polymerase II cis-regulatory region sequence-specific DNA binding; DNA-binding transcription factor activity, RNA polymerase II-specific. The coding region runs from base 1901 to 3994 and encodes 697 amino acids. The transcript is spliced from 5 exons. Lineage: Eukaryota; Metazoa; Chordata; Mammalia; Dasyuromorphia; Dasyuridae. The record is from RefSeq and is a predicted model, not a curated record.
AAGAAAUAGAAUUUCUCUACCAUACUGGCCUUCUGACUCAAGAUAGUGCAAAGAUCCGGGUUCAAGGAUCUAUAUGAAGUUGGUGCCUGAGAAUCUGGAAUAAGCACGAGCCUUAUUGCUGUCAAGUCUGAAACCAAUGACCAAGUCACAGAGGUUACCACAACCGCAGUGAAUCCUAAGAAAUACAAACGGAAAAAUACGGCCAAUGGUGGUUAUAAGCAGGAAGCCUUCUUUAUUAGUGUUAUUAUUUUAUGAUUCCAUGCCGCUCCUCCUCUGAUACUAAGGAGACCUCAGUGUGGCUGAAGCCCCUGACUCACUGCAGGGUUUCAUGGCUGGUACGGGGUACCACAGGUACUGACCUGAGCUCAGGGACCCCCUGGGGCUGGUAGAAGCAGUUCUGGGAUUUUGCUGCAGCCAGGUUCAUCCAGAGGGUUAUUAUGCUGAGCUCUGGAAAAAAGAGGGGUGGUCCCGGUGUAGGGAUCCUAAGCAGUGACACCCCCCCCCAAAGCACGCACACGCUAUAGACAAGCUUGGCCCCGACCCCCGCUGGGGAGGGAGAUGAAUAAGGAGCAAAGCUGGGCGGAGGGGGGGGAUGGGAGAAGGAGGGGGGGAUACGUGCUCAGGUGGGGCUGAGCUAGGAGGCUCCAUGCCUUAAGCCCCCUAGUGUGCGGAGGAACUUCAGCCAUUUCCUUCAGCAGGGGAGCACGAUUAGGAUGGAAGUUUGGGGACAUGCGCAACAUUGGGGACCGCGGGGGCCCCAUAGUGCCAGGAGUCAGGAAGGCUGGUCUCCGGGGCUCAGACGCUUCCCCACCGUGUGAGCCCCAGUUUCCGCAUCCGUAAGACAGAGUCCGGAGAAGGGAAUGGCCAACCCCGCCAGUGUCUCCACCAAGAAUGCCCCAAUGGCGUCGCUGAGUCAGACGACAAGCUCCCCCUCUUGGGCAUCCUUAGGAAACUGCUCUCCAGUCCUACAAGCAGCACCUCGGAGAGCGCUUAACCCACGGCUCCCCGCAAAGAAGGCCUUCCUGGACAAGCUCCCCUCCUGCUCCUGGAACAUUCCCCGCCAAUGGGCUGCAAGCAGAUUCUGCCCAAUCUGCCAGAAAACGCUCCCAGGAGAGCCCGGAGACAGAGGCUUUAGGGAAGGGCCCUUGGUCUCCAGAUCUUUCUCAUGAUCGGAGCAGCCUCUUCCUCCAGGGCCUUCUUUUUAUCAGGCUUAAUACCAGACUGGACGCUCAAGAAGGGGCCGCCCCAACACAGGAACCGAGGGCCGGGGAUGAUGUAUGGGUCAAAGAAAGGUUUAUCAGUGGGGGAGGGGCUGGGCCACGUGGCCAGGAGACGGUCAUCUGCUCAUGUGGGACAAGAAAAAAUGAUCCAGCUUUUCCUGUAAUGGAGUCGCCCGUGCGGGGCGGGGCUUGGUCACCACACCAGGGAUGCAGGGCUUCUUUGUAGCUUCUUCUGAGGAAGCAAGGGAACUUAGAAUCUGCAGGUCACGGCUCUGUAUGAUGGGGACUGGCGUAGGCUUGCUGGGCAGCAGGGAGGGUCCAGGGGACACGGAUGGAGCUUGUGCUCAGUCCUCUCCCUUGGCUGGGGGUGCGAAGGGGUCCGGGAUAAGCUCAGGUCCAGAGCUCAGCAGUUCGGGCUCUUCUGAACCGCUGAACCUCCUGACUACAUUUCCCAGAAAGCUUUACGAGCGCGGCUGCCAACCUCCCGGUGCGGUUCCGGGACUACAAAACCUCCGUCCCCCCCCACUAACGUAACUUCCGCUCCUCUGUCCUAGGCGCAGGCUCGUGGCCGCCUCAGCUCCGUUCCUUCAGCCUCCACCGUGCUCGGCGUCUGAGGGUCACGUCUGGGGCCGGCUCCGCCCCCUGAGACUCAGUCCUCCCUGUCCCUAGAGGAGCGAGGAAUGGCCCCCGGCCCUGAGGUGAGCGAGCCUGCCUGCAGGGGGCGCCGUGGCGUGGGGGGGCAUUCCUCCUCCUCCCUUCCCCUCCCCUCGGGCACCACGUGCUCUCAUGGUAGCCCGAGCCCACGGCCCCUGUCAGCGCGCCUGUGCUUGGGCUUGCAGGGCUCCGUGACCUUCCAGGAUGUGGCCGUGACCUUCACAGCGGAGGAGUGGGGGCGCCUGGCCGCCCCCCAGAGGGAGCUGUACCGGGAGGUGAUGCUGGAGAACUUCGGGCACCUGGCCAGUCUGGGCCUGGCCGUUUCCAAGCCCGCCGUUAUCUGCCUGUUGGAGAGAGGAGAAGCUCCUUGGAAGUCAGGACAGGAUGUCCCCUGGAGACCGUGCGCAGACCUGGAGGUGGUAUCCAAAAUCAAGGAGCCAGCUCCAAAGAUUGCCCUUUUUGUGGAGGGAUCAUCCUGGGAAACCCUCACAAAGGACCUUCACUGUGUCUUCAAGUUGGGAGACACCACAGAAUGUGAUGCCCAGUUAAAGAGAAAUCAAAGAAAUAUGGAAAAACAUUCGAGAAUUCACACUGGAGAGAAGCCCCGUAAAUGUAACGAAUGUGGGAAGCCCUUUCGUCAACGCUCACAACUUAUCGAACAUAUGCGAAUUCAUACUGGAGAAAAACCUUAUGAAUGUAAGAUAUGUGGGAAGGCCUUCAGACGGACCACAGGACUUAUUCAACAUCAGACAACUCAUACUGGAGAGAGACCUUAUGAAUGUAAUGAAUGUGGGAAGGCUUUUACCCGAGUCACAGAUCUUACUCGACAUCAAAGGAUCCAUACUGGAGAAAAACCUUAUGAGUGCAAGGAAUGUGGGAAGGCCUUCACCCAGAUCAUAGACCUUACUCGACAUCAGAGAAUUCACACUGGAGAAAAACCUUAUGAAUGUUUUGAGUGUGGGAAGGCCUACCAUGGGAGCUCACAACUUACUCGACAUCAGAGGAUUCACACUGGAGAAAAACCUUAUGAAUGCAAUGAAUGUGGAAAAGCUUUUAGCCAGAAAUCACAACUUACAGUACAUCAGAGAAUUCAUACUGGAGAGAAGCCUUAUGAAUGCAAAGAGUGUGGGAAAGCCUUCAGCCAGAGCUCACAGCUCACUCUACACCAGAGAAUUCACACUGGGGAGAAGCCUUAUGAAUGCAAAGAGUGUGGGAAAGCCUUCAGUCAGAGCUCACAGCUCACUCUGCAUCAGAGUGUUCACACUGGAGUGAAACCUUAUGAAUGUAAUGAAUGUGGGAAGGCCUUCAGUUGUUUCACAAUACUUACUGAACACCAGAGAAUCCAUACUGGAGAGAGGCCUUAUAAAUGUAAUGAUUGUGGGAAAGCUUUCAGCCAGAGCUCACAACUUACUUUGCAUCACAGAAUCCAUACCGGAGAGAAGCCUUAUGAAUGUAAUGAAUGUGGAAAGGCCUUUAGUCGCUUCACAAUUCUUACUCAACACCAGAGAAUUCACACAGGAGAAAAGCCCUAUGAAUGUAACGAAUGUGGUAAGUCCUUCAGCUGGAGUACAGGACUUAGUCGGCAUAAGGCAAUUCAUAAUGGAGACAAACCGUACGAAUGUAAAGAGUGUGGGAAAGCCUUCCAUGAGAGCUCACAACUUAUUCGACAUCAGAGAAUUCAUACUGGAGAGAAACCAUAUGAAUGUUUUGAAUGUGGCAAGGCCUUUAGUCGGUUCACAAUACUUACUCAACACCAGAGAAUUCAUACUGGAGAGAAACCUUAUGAAUGUUUUGAAUGUGGAAAAUCUUUUAGCAGAAGCUCCCAGCUUACUCUGCACCAGAGGACUCACACUGGAGAGAAACCUUAUGAAUGUUUUGAAUGUGGCAAAGCUUUCAGCCAGAGUUCACAACUGACUCUACAUCAGAGAAUUCAUACUGGGGAGAAACCUUAUGAAUGUAAUGACUGUGGGAAGGCCUUCCGUGAUAGUUCACAACUUUCUCGACAUCAGAGAAUUCAUGAUGGAAGGAAAUCCUAUGAAUGUAAACAGUGUGGGAAGGCCUUCUGCCAGAGAAUAGAACUUAACAUGCACCAGACAGUUCACAUUAGAGAGAAAUCUUAGAUCUGUUAAAAAAAAAAAAAAAAAGUGAAAAGGCCAGAAAAUAGAACUUAUUUGCUUUCAGGUAAUUCAUACUAGAGUAUAGCCUUUGAUGGGUAAAGCCUUUUAAAGAUAAUGUGAGAAAGGUUUUAUCUAGACUAUACCUUGAUAUUUACAAAAUUCAGUCUAGUAGGAAAAAUUAUAAAUUCCUAAUUUUUUAGUAGCUGUUAUAAAAUUUUUUCUCUCUCAAGUUCCCAACUACCUCUUUUUCUCUGUUCCCAUACUAAUUUCACUGAGAAAGUUAUAGUUAUCAUUUUUUUUUUUAGUCCAGUCCUUUGAUUAGUAUUUUCCCCCCAUUCUCAUUUUUUAAAUAUAUUUUUGGAUGGUUUUUAUUUUUACAUCAUUGUAAUUUCCUCCUCUUUCUUUCUGGAUCAAACCUGUCUUUGUGAACAAAAGAAAAACAAUUAUGCAAAUAGGGACCAUAUACAACAGCGCACAAGCUAUUUUGAGAUAGUUCAUGAGCUUUGAGCUGCAGGAGAGAAGUUCUGUUUUGUGAUCUCUUCUGGAUCUUCAUUGGCUUUUUCAUUUCUCAAAGCACACCUUCCUUUUCAGGAUCUUUUCAUUUCUAUUGUUUUCAUCCUUGUGUUACAGAAUUAUUUUCAUCUUGCUUCUUUUGCUCUGCAUAAAUUCAUACCAAUCUUCCAAUAUUUCCCUGACUGCCUCAUAAUUAAUCUAUACUACACAAUAAUAUUCCAUUAUAAUUACAUUAACCAUGGUAAAUUGGGCCAAUCCCAAUUGGGCUUUUUCACUUUACUCUUCAAAUAUCCUCAGAAUCAUUCUCUAUUUUCUCCUGGUCAUAGAGGAUUCCUUACAAAUAAAAAAUUCCCUGCCUCCACACAACACCCUGGACCACAUUCUAGAGUUAUCUCUUAUACUCCUUCGAUCUGUCUUCCAGUGGUUCCUUCCAAGCUGCUUACACACGGUCAGAUAUCAUCAGUGCUUAUUUGACCCACUUCCCUCUUGUUUCUAAGCCCCUAAGGUAGUCAUCAGUAACCCCCUGCCCAACAUAAUGGCCUUUGAUCAAUUCUUAUUCCCUCUUUUCCCUCUGAAUUAUUCAUCUGUUUUCACUGCCUUGUACUUUUCAACUCUCUACUUCAACUUUAAAAACAUUCUGCUGGGUCUUUUCUGUCUUUUCUCUGAUUUUGUUCUUUUCUCGAUUCCUUAAAUUGAACAAUCCCCGGGGUUCUGCCUUUGGCCCACCUUUUCUUUCCCCUGUACUCCUCCUGUUAACAGUCUCAUUCAGCUGUGCUAGGUUGACUAAAAAAUAAAAGACAAAUUGGCCAGGAAAGAUCCCUAGAAUGCUUUUCAUUUGUUUACCAGUUUUUCAGUUACUUGGUACCCACAUUCCUUUUAUGGUAAAUGCAUUUACUUUGUAACAGGUAUCUAUUAAGCCCUUACUGUAUGCCAGGCACUGUGCUAGACUCAGGGACACAAAGAUUAAAUUGAUAAAUCCCUAGCCUCUAGGAACUUACAGUCUACUGGGGGAAACACUAUAGAAAAUCUGUACAAUGUAAAUACAGAACAGUGUCCAGGGAUUGGCAGCCCCUUUGCGGGGGGUGGAUAUGAGGAGUUGUUCAUGGAUAAGGUGGUACUAGGAACUUUGACUUUCAGCAAGGAUUUUGAGAGGCUGAGCAGAGGAAAGAUCACAUUUUAGGUUUUAGGGUUCAGCCGUUGCAAAGGCAGAGGGGCAGGAUGGAGUGUCUUGUGGGAGGAACAGCAAGGCCAGAUGGGCUGGACAAAAUGGGUGCAGUGGGAUACUGUAUAACAUGACAGGAAAGGCAGAGGAGGGCAAGUUGUGAAGUGUGGAGCCUGUGUUUGGUUCUAGAGGCAAUAGGGAUCCUUUGAAGCUUGUUCAGCAGGAAAGUGGUGUGAUGGCAGUGGUCUGAUGAAUGACCCAGCUAAGAAGGUGGCCAUUUGAGUGCAAGGAAAGACACCAUCUGAAACAAAGGAAGAAUUAACCUUAUUUGGCAACUCAUUACUUGGGGGAUAGCCAGAGACUAAGGAAAAUCCUGAUGCUUUGAACAAGACCGGCCUAGGAGAUUGGAACAAUGCUCUUGACACGAUGAGAUUUUGGAAGAGGCUGGGGUUUGGCAGAAGGAACAACAGUUCAUUUUUGGAAAUGAUGCACUGGGGAUGCCCCUAACCAGGGGAUGGCUGUAGAACUGAAGCAAGGGAAGGUAGCAGGCUGGGCUGAUGUCUGGAAACUGUUCCCAUCUGUCACUGGCACCACAUUCAAUAUCGUGUUUCCCAAUGGGAGGAUACCUGCUUAUUUUCUCUUGUUUUCUGGCUCAGCAGCAUUUAUCUAAAGGAAUAUAGAAAAUAUUGGAACCUUAGAUUCAGUAGACCAGCACAGAGAAGCCCACUCCCUGGAGCCUCCUUAGCAGGGAGAAACAUGUUUGGGUUAAACAAGAGGCGAACCAAGGUUCUAAAAAGCCAAUGUAGUGACCUGGAAGAGGGAGUGAGGGUCUGAUCCCUUGAAGUCGGGACUGGCCAUAGGCAAGGCUUGGCUGUGGAGUCACUUUGUGGGGAGGAAAUGUGUAUUCUUCAUGCUAAUGAAAGAAGGGAGGGAAAUGGCACCUCUAAUUCUGGGAGAAGGGUGAAGGGUGAUCUGGGCUAUCUUUGGUGGCGUGAGCUUACUCCCUAGCGGUGGCAGCUGGAGCUGUUGGGUGUACCCCUCUGUGAUCUCAAUAGUCAGGAUGGAGGGAAUGGCAAGGCUUGAAUUAACUCAGGUGAUCUUUUAAAUCCAAUACUGCCCCCACUUUGUUCUGUCUACUGCCUCCAGGGCUAUUCUUCCAAUCUCCCAUGCUCUCCAAUCUCUAAGGUCCUUUUCACUCUCUUCCCUUUUUUUUUCUUUGCACACAAUCAUUCACACACACUCUCACACAGUUUCUCUGACUUGUCAAUUUUAUCUCAUAUGACUUUUCAUAUCUUUGUUGUUUCCACUGCUGCCUCCUUAGGAGAUGUCUUCAUUGGGACUGACAUGAUGCUGCCUCAUAGUUUUUCCUAGUCCAUUUUUCUCUGAAUUUUUUCACAUUUAGUAUUACUUAUAAUGUAAUAUUCCAUUACACUUAUAUACCAUAAUUUAAAUAGCUGUAUUUCCUAAUUAACGAAUAUGUUUCUAGUUCUUAGAUACUACAAAAGCAUCGUGAAUUUCUUGUAUACAUGAUACCUUUUCCUCUACCCAUGACCUCUUUGGUGUAAAAGGUUAUGUAGAGUUCAGUGAUUUUUUUAGUAUACUUCCAAAUUGUUUUUGAGAAUAGUUGAAACACUUCACAGCUCCAUGAACAGAUUUUUAUAGAGACUGUUUUUAACAUUUGCGAUUUUUGUCUUUUGGCAUUUUUUUCAAAUCUGAUGUGUGUGAGCUGAAAUUUUAGAAUUCACAAGAGUUCCCAGCAAAAGCUGGAUCAUCACUUGUCAGAUAUGUUGUAGGGAGUAUUUUUAUUCAGAUGUGGGUUAGAAUACAUGGUUUGAGUUUCCUUUCCAUACCAAAUCUUUUAAAGUGUUUUGUAAGUCUCAGCACACUUGCUACAUACCAGUUUAAUAGAAGUAAAGUUUUAUUUCUGAAAUUCAA